CGACUUUCUGAUUCGUGAGAUACAAAUACCUUCGUACCCAUCAUCCAUCUCUUCUUUCAUCUUCAAUUAGAUCAAGAAGAGCCAUCUCCAUUAUCAAUCAUGUCUGCUGACGCUGCACCCACACCUUUGUCCAAGGUCGACUCUGCUGUCCAAGGUCUGUCGUCGAGUCCCCCCAAGGAGGAGAAGGCCGCAAAGCGAAGACAGAGCUCGGUGGCUGCCGCCGGUGUGUUCAACAUCAAGGACUUGGAGGAAGAGGGAACUAAGCUUGAGAUUGCGAAGGAGACACAAAAGCUGAACUGGCGUAUCAACAAGAGUCCGAUGAGCUUAGAAGAGCCAGAGAAGAGUGCACUCAAGAAGAUGCUCACCACCCCACCAAUCAAGAAGAUUGACCUACACUUCCCUCUCGGACUGGAGGUGACUGCGCGGAACCUGAAGGGCGUUACCAUCAAGGAUGCGUUAGACGCAAUCUACAAGCAAUAUCGGAAGAAGGCCGACGAUGAACUCGAGACCCCCGUCCUAGCAGGUUUCGAAUGGGACCCCGAAGAAUCCUGGACCCGUCUGAUCGUCCACUGCAAGAAGGAAGGUGCACCACAACCCAAGAAGAAGGCCAAGAAGGGUGAAGCUGCAGAGGAACUCUAGUUCUUCACAGAAGACCACAACACCGCUCCAUCAUGUCUCCCUCGCUCGAUAGACUAGAGCUUCAUUUGCGUUGAUUUGCUGGCUGGGUUCCUGGUGAUAGGGUUUUCUUUUCCACAUGGCAGGCUUGCCGAAU
This is a messenger RNA of Mollisia scopiformis, 772 nucleotides long. RefSeq lists its product as uncharacterized. The transcript has 4 exons. The record is from RefSeq and is a predicted model, not a curated record. Bases 100 to 639 code for a protein of 179 amino acids. NCBI's taxonomy places the organism in Eukaryota, Fungi, Ascomycota, Leotiomycetes, Helotiales, Mollisiaceae.